This is a messenger RNA of Phaeodactylum tricornutum CCAP 1055/1, 426 nucleotides long. RefSeq lists its product with no specific name. Gene Ontology annotation, biological process: coenzyme A biosynthetic process. The annotation marks the transcript as partial. The record is from RefSeq and is a predicted model, not a curated record. Gene Ontology annotation, cellular component: phosphopantothenoylcysteine decarboxylase complex. The transcript has a single exon. Lineage: Eukaryota; Bacillariophyta; Bacillariophyceae; Surirellales; Neidiaceae. Gene Ontology annotation, molecular function: FMN binding; phosphopantothenoylcysteine decarboxylase activity.
GAAGACGAGUGGCGCUCUUGGAAGACGCUUGGUGACCCGGUCCUGCACAUUGAACUCCGCGAAUGGGCCGACGUACUAUUGCUUUGCCCCUUAUCCGCACACACGCUCGCGAAAAUAUCGCACGGUCUUUGUGACGAUGUACUUUCCAGUAUCGUACGCGCCUGGGACUGGGGCUACCACGCUACGAGGCCGCCCAAACCAAUAUUGGUCGCCCCCGCCAUGAACACAGCGAUGUGGACGCACCCGUUGACUGCCCAGCAGCUCCAAACUGUGCAAUCGUUCUAUAACGCAUCUCGGUAUCCCGAGAAGGGAGUGCUGCUUAUUGAUCCUCAAACGAAAGAGUUGGCCUGUGGAGAAGUCGGUAACGGGGCUCUGGCAGCGGUUGAGACUAUACUAAGUGCGGUUCGGGAAGCCCUAUGUGCAUAG